UGGAGGGGGCGGGGGAUUUAGCUGGUGAUGUCAUGAACCUGUCGUGCAAGUGCUGCCGGAGAGGGGAGAGGAAGACAGGAGAGGGUGUGUAGCUUGUGUAUAGGAUCACCUGGGCCGGACACCUUUACUUCUGUACAACGAGAAACGUUUCCCCGGAUCCUAUCCGACUGCGUAGGGGUGUAUCAGGCUGCAGCUGAGGGGACCAGAGCAGGAUGUUUUAUCAGUAGUUACUGUGCCAACGAACAAGAUGAGUGUCACAUCAUGGUUCCUUGUCAGCAGCUCUGGCACGCGCCAUCGGCUGCCACGGGAAAUGAUCUUUGUUGGUCGGGAGGAUUGUGAGCUUAUGCUUCAGUCCCGCAGUGUGGAUAAGCAGCAUGCAGUAAUCAACUAUGACAGUGACAAAGAUGAACAUCGCGUCAAGGACCUUGGGAGCUUAAAUGGGACCUUUGUAAAUGAUGUAAGGAUUCCUGACCAGAAGUACAUUACUCUGAAGCUGAGUGACAACAUACGUUUUGGCUACGAUAUUAAUACGUAUGUACUGGAGCAGAUCCAGCACCAGGUACCAGAAGAGGCACUGAAGUACUGUGGCCUUCCAGUUACUGCUUUUGAACAAUUUCCUUCAUCUUCUGGCAAACAUGAAAAGUACACCAGCCACCUUCAGAUGUGUUUGAAAACCGCUGCAGCAGGAAGAGAAGACCAGUUUAAAGAGCAUGGUGCCCACGUAGACUCUGCCCAAGCCAAACAGGACAAAGCUGACAAGAAAGCUACUAGUGAUAUUCCUGCCUACCGUACACCUUUGUACGGUCAACCAUCUUGGUGGGGAGAGGAUGAUGAUAACAAGCUUGAUAAGGAAGGCAGAAGACAAGAUGAACACUAUUCAGAAAGGCCAAACGAUAUGACUCAACAUGAGGAAGAAAUAAAUGGUAAUAUGAGCUACAGGGAUUCUCAGGAUCAGUGUGUGUACCCAUUCAGAAGAGAACCUAGUUACUUUGAAAUUCCAACUAAAGACUUUCAACAGCCUGUAAAGCCCCCAGAAACCCAGGUCUAUGAAAUCCCUACUAAGGACACAGAUGCAGUGCCCCCUGUAACACCCCCUGUCAUGCAGAGCCAUGCCUCUUUUACAAUUGAGUUUGAUGAUUGCCAGCCUGGAAAAAUAAAAAUUAAAGAUCAUGUAACAAAAUUUUCUAUGAGACAGAGGAAAACAGCUGGAAAGGAACCUGCUCCAACAGAAAUGGUGUCAGCAGAAAGUAAGGUGGCUGACUGGCUGGUUCAAAAUGACCCAAGUUUGAUUAGAAGACCAGCUCCUGGAGAAGAUGUCUACAGUACCAAGAGUGACCUUCCUAUCCAUAACAGAACUCUUAAAGGUAACAGACAUGAAGAUGGAACACAGAGUGAUUCAGAAGACCCCUUGGUGGCCCAACCUGAACAGGAAAUUGGAACACCUGAUCACCCACAGCUCCAGCGGCAGAUCAAGCGCGAACCUGAAGAAUUGCUGCACAAUCAGCAGGCGUUUGUCAUACAGUUUUUUGAUGAUGAUGAUGCCCCUAGGAAAAAACGGUCCCAGUCUUUUACACACAAUGCAAACUCCCCUCAGAAUGACACAGACCCAGUCCUUAAAGCAAAAGCUGAAAAGCGAAAGGGCACAUUGCAUGUUGAAAAAGUGUCAACUAAUGGAAUGGGUUCAACUGCUCCAGCAUCAAAAUCACUGUCAAGCCCUUCAUUCCCUCAAAGAUCAAACUCUUUUAGGCGAGAAAAGACAGAGGACCGCAUUUCUUCUGCACCUACGACAGCAAAGUUACCAGGGAAGAACUAUGGAAGUGUUGGGAAGAAAUCAAAGCUUGCCCAAGAAUUUGCUGCUGAAUAUAUGCGUGAACAAGUAGAGGUAGUUAAACAGGCAGCAGAAAAACCCAUGACCUUGCCUUUGUCUACAUCAAUAUUGCAGCAACCAGCCUCACAAGUGCAAAUCUCAAGCCAAGCACAAACAAUGCAGCUAACAUCUGAUGUAAGAACAGGAAAAGUUAAAAAUGAAGAAGAGGACAACCUAAGUGAUGCAGGAACAUACACAAUAGAAACAGAGACACAGGAUAGAGAAGUUGAACAAGCCAGGAAAAUGAUAGACCAGGUCUUUGGAGUAUUUGAAUCCGAUGAGUAUUCCAAGAUUGCAUCCACAGUUUAUAGGCCAGUUAUUAAAUUGGGAGAAGAGGAACCUCUUGCCAGUGAACCAAGUGUACCACACAAGCCCAUAAUGUCAUCAACUCCACCAGUAAAACUAAGUAAUGGGCUUCCGGCUGAAACUUUGAUUGAAAGAACUGGGUCAAGCUCCAAACAAAGUCAGAAAUGGGUUUCCCGUUGGGCAAGCCUCGCUGACAGUUAUCCCGAUGCAUCACCAACAUCUCCUUUGGACAGUCAGAAGCAAGGCUUAAUUGCAGAUGAUGAAGACGUUAUUGAGCGUACAGAGCACCAAGGAGAAGCAGAUCCCACUGUGCCAUCAAGAACAAGACGGCUCCUUCCACAACUUCCUCCUGAAAAUGUAAUGCCAACAAUCUUUGUAUGCCAAGAGUCUUUUUCAGAUGAAUCUCAAAGGAAGUCUUUGGAAGAACCAGAAAAGAGAAUUUCUGAAGAAAACAGCAGUUUAUUAUUAGUUCAAGAGGAAUUAGAUCCAGACAGUCUUAGUGAUACCAGCAAGUCUGAUGAUGGUGUCAUAUCAGUCAGGAAGUCUGCCAAGGCUUCCAACACUUAUAGAAAUGGAUGGAAGGGAGAGGAGUCUCAUAGUAGGGAACCAUCUGUUCAGAGAACUUCAGUACCUUCUAAUGAAAAGAAAUCAACUUGUUUUUAUGUUGGAAAUGAUGACGUUGGAAGUGUAAAACAAACAAGCUUUGGAUUGUCCUCUAAAGAUGUGAUUAAGGGCCCAGAAAGCCACAUUAAGAUGAAAGUUAAUUUACACAUAACUGCUGAGACUCCAAGCUCAGGAAAGGCAGUUAAUCAGUUUCCCAAGAAAGAUAAUGGCUCUGCAAAAGAUCCUCUUUCAUUUGUAAGGCAGGAAAGCUUUACCAAAGAGACAUCCAGUAGCAAUGUUUUACCAAAUAAGCUUCCACAUAUUUCAACUCAUCCAUUGCUUAAAGAUUUAAGUGUUACAAAAUCAAAUCAUGACUACAGUAAGGAGACACGCCUAAUACUUAAAGAGACAGAAACCGCUUUGGCUGCUUUAGAAGCUAAGCUCUUUACACAGUCCCACCUUGAUGAAAUAGAAAAUACUCCUUGUUUGCGUGAUGACUCCUUAUCAGGAGACUCUGAUGUGGAUACAGCCAGCACAGUUAGUCUAGUCAGUGAUAAAAAUGUACCAAGUCAUUCACAGAAAAACAGAAUUGUCAGCCUUCAGAAAGAAAAGUCUUCCUCCACUUCUUCUAUACAAGAGCAAUAUUGUCAACCAAGUGCUCGAGAACGUCUUUCUGAGAAACGAAGGACAGUUCCUGCUGAUGCUGGAACUAGAAAUGUAACCAAACGACUAGGGAUGACACGUAGCACUGGAGCACGUGGCUCAUUAGACUUCACAGAUGAAGAAAGGUGUUCUAGUCUUCCUUAUAUGCCAGUUUCAGAAACUGUUUCAUCUGAUUAUGAACAUUCUUCUUCAAGGCAUAUUUCAAGGAGGAAACCCUUUGGUCAGACUUGCAAAGAUGAAUCGAGUAGAUCAUCAAAUGCACAAAAAGUUCAGCAGGCUCUUACACGCUCUAACAGUUUAUCAACUCCGAGGCCUACAAGAGCUUCCAAACUGCGUCGCGCUCGUCUCGGCGAAUCUUCUGACAAUGAAAGUGCUGAUGUAGAAAGAUCAAAUAUAAGUCCAGGAACGUCUUCUGCAAACUCAUCUUCUGCUAAAAGUUCUACAGAAACUAAAAAGCCAUCUCGUUUAGAUAUCCUUGCUAUGCCAAGAAAACGAGCAGGUUCAUUUAAUGUUCCAAGUGACUCUGAAACAACUUCUUCAGUAAGAGGAAUGUUUUCAGGACGUAGCAUAGACCAAAGUUACACUAGUAGAAAACCAGCUGUGGCAGAAAGCAAGCAGCCUCCCAAGAAACCUCUACCACCUACACAGAAGCAAACACCAAGACCUCGCUCAAGCAGUGUCAAGUACUCAUCAUCUUCUACUUCACGAAGGAGGCAACAGGGAUCAGAUUAUGUUUCUACAUCUGAGGAGGAGUGUGGCUCAAAUCACAGCACUCCUAAACACAAACACUCCCGUGCUUCAACAGCCACUCAGACUUCAAGAUCAAGCAGUGUCUCUCGACGUCAGAUGCCCAACAGUCGCCAAGAUGAGGAAGAGGAUGAGCAGGAAGUUUAUAACAACUUCAUGGCCCAGUCUGUGGAAAUUGCAGAAAUAGCCAGAUUGAGUCAAACCCUGGUGAAAGAUGUUGCCAGUUUGGCAAGAGAGAUUCAUGAUGUAGCAGGAGAUGGAGAUUCUCAGAGUUCCUCAGGAACAGGACAGAGCACCUCAAUCAGUUCUGUGCCAAACACCCCAGCCUCAACCAUUUCAGCAAGGGAAGAGAUAAUUAAACGGUCCUUACAACGAACGUGCUCAUCACAGUUGGUGCAUCAUAUACCAGAAGCAAGCCUGAACUACCAGAAGAUUCCUCCAGGUUCAACAGGCCUUGAAGACUUUGAUCAGAAUAUGAAUGACAGUCGAGAAGAUCCAUCAAAGAGAAGAGCUAGGAACAUAGAAGAGGUGAUUUUUGACAAUCUUAUGCUGAAUCCUGUGUCUCAUUUAUCACAUACAAUAUGCGCAAACACUGAGGUCCUUACAGAAAAAAUGAAAAUUUUAUUUCAGAAUACAGAGAAGAACUGGGAAGAAAUUGAAGCAAAGAUUAACUCUGAAAACGAAGUGCCAAUUCUUAAAACAUCCAAUAAGGAAAUCAGCUCUAUCUUGAAAGAGUUGAGAAGGGUUCAGAAACAAUUGGAAGUUAUAAAUGCAAUCAUCGACCGCUCUGGACAUCUAGAUGUUCCGUCAAGUAAUAAAAAGACAUCUUCGACUAUCCUGACUUCAAAUCCUUUAUCUAGGACUACUAACAAUUCAGCUGCCAGAACAGAGUCUCAAACUCCUGGCCAUGUGAGAAAUUACAUGCAUAAAUCCAGCUCCAGCUCCUCAAGAUCCCCAGGAUCCAGUUUCAGUCGGGAUGACGAAGAAACAUAUAUUGUUUGAUGGUUCCUUUUUGCUUCACUUUGUAUGUAAUAUAGCUUUGGUAUAGUAUUUGAGUCUUGUGGUUUCCUGAGCAAAAAAAAAAAAAAAAACAGCUUCUGCAGAUUUCUUAUCGCAUUGCACAUAAUCUAUGCUGUGCGACUGAAUGUUUGUCAAAGAACACUAGCACUGUGGACCAGCACAUGUUCAGCAUAGAGGUAAAUUUACUUGAACGUUCUAUUUUUUGUGUUCUUUUAAAGCACAGAGUUUUAUUAUUUUCUCAUUGAUAUGUGCCAUAACAUUAUACCUGAAGUGCUGGAAAUAUCUGAUGUUACUGUGUCUGUCACUGAUGUAAUGUAUCUCUUGUAGCUUAAUUGCACUGAUUCUCUUUACAAAUCUAUCAUUUUUUUAAUUUAAGACCGUUGUAGAAUGUGUGAAUGAGCUACUAACUAAGCAUUGUGAUCUGUUUCUUGCCAAAACCAACAUUUUUCUGUACAAUUGUAAAGGCAUUAAGCCUUGUGUCACUGUUGUAUAUAGGUAAAUUUAGCAUUCGUAGUUACUGUACAUUAGAAGCAUUUUCUGUCCUUCUAUUGAAAGAAAAGUUUAUUUAUUGCUGUUUCCAUUGACAUGUUGGUAAGUAAUUUAUGUAUAAAAGUUCAGUGUUUAGUGUUUUUUGAGAUAUUUGUCUUCUGAAUAGGUUGUCAUCAAAUUUCAGAACAAUAAAUGUGUUCUGAUGGGGAAAAGACUGUCACUGGCUCACUUUGCCAGUGUAUGUGGUUUGUUCUUUAAGCACAUGCUCCAUUAACGUACAUGGUACAUUGAAAACUGCCAAGCUGCUGGUUAACAAACAUAUUAUUGGGUCGCUAUAUGGGUCCUUAAAAUUUAGGGCCAUUGCACUAGGGGCUUUAAAUUUCAAACCAUUUCAAAGACUCUGAUCACUAAAGGAUGCUUUAUUUUGUCUUGCUCAGGCUUCCAUAUAGUCAUGUACCCUUGUGCUUGCCUUUGUCAUGCUAUGUGCUGUGCUGUCCUUUAAGGAGACCUAAUAGGUAAUAAGUGUUCAUACCCAUAGGUAGUAUUUUCACAUUUUAUUGAGUCACCAACUAAUCUAGAAUAAAUUGAUUCUUGAUUACGUAUGCUGGAACCUGUUAGGUGAGAUACUUAUGCUUUCCUAAGUAUGUGCUUUGAUGAACCAAAACAUAAAUCAGGUUGUGCUUUUUUUUGACACAGUGUUGACCUAGAAACAUCACUUAUACCCCUGUUCUUGGCAUAGCUGACAAUGCCACCUGAAACACCUCAGACAAAUGAUAGAUGCUCUUCCUUUUUAACUGUUCUUGGAAAGUAGUUGAAGAUAAAUCAGUCAUCACUAGUUUGUCAAGACAUUUGGACUAAUUUGUAGUGCAGGUUAUGGCCGUAGAAAAAGGGUAGUAGUGAAUUUCAGAGAAUACGCUCAUUUAAACCUGAUCCAUUCAGUAGUGAGUGAAUAUAUAGAACUUCAACUCACAUUAUCCCCAGCUGUUAGCAUUGUAUAUAGGAGCUAGUUUACAAUAACUGCUGAAAAUAAAGGGUUGUUCUUUGUUAUUGUACUUUAUUAGAAAUGGGUUUUCCAGGGGAACUACUUGCUUAGAUUACUGAGGUCUCGAACAGUCAUCUAUGUAAAUACUCUUGCUACAUCAGAAAAAACUGUAAAAGGUUGUGCACAUUCAUCAUACCCUGCAGUUUGUACAAAUGUUAUAUCCGAGGUUUAUCCUUGUGUCCUAAUACAGCUCAUUAGAACAAACAGCAAUAAACAUUUAACUUUACAUGGAAGCAGCAUCAAUAGCAUUUUUUAAUCCCUAAAUUUUAAUCUUGAUUUGUGUGGACUAUUUAGGCCAGUAGAAGACAGAAAUCUGCUUUUUUGAGCAUUUCCUGCCUACUGGAAGGAGAGGCUUCUAUAGGCAGAGUUUCUCCUUAAAAUGGUAGGUGCAAUUAUGCCUAUGCUUUAGCAGAUUGUAGGACAUCAGAGAGAAGACUGAGCCAUUGUAAUUUUAUUCUGAGUAAUCAGUAUGGGCAACCUGAUCAUACACAAAAAAUAUUCUACUAGUUUGUUCAGAAAUUACCUUUUUUCCAAGAAGGAUAAACUAUAUAUGUCAAGCUUACAUCGGGAAAUAACUUACUUGUUGGAUGUUAGCACCAGUUGCACUUAUUUCUCUGUUGAAUGGACAUCAUAGUAUCAUAAAUGGAAUGUACAUAACUUUUAAAGACUUACUUUGAGCUCCAGGCUUCUCUUACACUUUAUUUUGAGGUGUCUUUGUAAAUGAAAUUUCACUUUUGAUAUUAUGCAAAGCUCUCAUGUAAACCCUGUCUGCUGCAUUUGGAAUGUAUCAAUUGCCCCUGCUUUAAAGAACGGAGAUUGUGUAAAUAUUAGUUUAAUUGUUAGAGUACUCCUUUAAGGCACUCGGUUUUCUAAUCCAUGUAUGUAAUAAUCAUAUUCAUCUACACCACAAAAAGAUAAUUCUUUAUUUAGACACCAUGGUUUUUUAAAACCUUAAAGUCCAUUUGGGCCAACUAGAUUUUCUUUCUUUUCUCUUUUUUUUUUUUAAAUAAUGCGCAUUGUCUAUUUGGCCAGUUGAAGUACUGCUGCAGUUUUAAUAGUGCAACAGAGUUAUUAUUCUUCAUGUCAGAGAUUCAAUCUAUCAAGUAUAAUCCAGUUAUUUCUUCACCAGCUUCUUUUCUAGAUACUUGAUUAAGGUCACUGAUACAUAUAGAAAGUUUGAUACAUGACAAUCAGUGUUUGUUCAGCAUUUUAAUGUAUAACUUCCAGCUGAUUCUGCAUUGAAUAUACUCUGACAGUUUUGGGAAACUAUUAUGUAAUUCCUUUUUUUCACAGCAGUCAAACAAUUACAACUUAUCUAGCUUUUUUUAGAACUCCAUGUAGUCCCCCAAUUACCUUGCAAAUGGAUGAGGGAAACAAUAGCCCCUGGUGGGUCAAAUUUUCCCAUACCUAUAUACGCUUGCCAUCUUUUCUGGAAAAAAUACUGUCCUACCUAUAUUUUAAACCUUCUUCCCUAUUAUUUAGCCAAUAAAAUACGGCUAUAUGGUACUUAUGGUUUCAACACUCUUGGUUGUGUAUUAGUGGCUUAUAUUCUACUGGUCUUUUGGCUGGUAAAGAAAUAAUAUAGCACAGAAUUCAGAGAGUGGGGGCCAGUUAGGACAUUUAUAUUUUAUUACUGUGGAGAUAAUUUAUAAACAGCAGCGAAGGCUAGUCAAGCUCUAAUUUCUUGCAUUCAGUUUUGAGAUUGGUGCCACUUAAAUCAGAGAUGAUCUGUAUGUAUGACUAUAUGGUUAAUUGGAUAAUCGGCACUAAUACAGGCAUUUAAUAGUGUAAUGGGUGCACCUCAGUUACUGGCAUUGCCUCAGUGGGGAAAAUAUAAUUUAACUGUUCUUUGUAGCCAUUUAUAAAUGCGCCUCAAGGGUGCAUUUCCCCUGAGGGUGCCCAUAGGCCGGCAUCCUAUGUCGCCCCCGCCUCCACCCCCUCCUACCAUAGCAUCGCACGCGCAUCCUAUGUCCCUGCUUCCCCAGCACAGAGGACAGGGCACUCGUAGUUUCAAAAUUUCCUGUGUGCCCGAUCCCUAGUGUUCCAGAUCUGAGGAACAUUCAGGUGCGGCUGGGCGGUAUGUAGCCCCUUAAUUUGCGUCGCCCUUGGCCCCUGAGGUAAGAAAUAGGUGAGAACCACAACAGGCUGUUGAUGCAGCCCCUGGCAGGAUUUUUAAACCUGACAGCUUGGUCAGAAAUCAGCAUUAUUUAGACUGCUCAUAGGGACCAAUAAGCUACCAGAUAGGUCUGGUAACACUAUGUGGCAGAGUAGGAAUACCUUUCACAUAUUUAAAUAGGGACAUAGGUUCCUCAUUCAUGAGCUAACUCAGUCUCUGUGAUAUUUUCCUUUUUAGAAUGUUAUAGCUUAUAGAUGAUUGAUAAGCUGUGCUCUGGAAAUUGUGUAGUUUUUUUUUUUUUUUUUUUUUUAAAAGGAUGGCCAUGCUUGUGUUUCAUGCAAUACCAAACGGAUGAUGACAAUGGCUUGUAGAUACUAUAGACUUCUAUAGCACAUCCAUAUUUUGGCUUCUAGCUAUAGAAUCAGAGUUGGUUGAAACGUUGGUUGAACUUUCAGCUUAAUGCAUGCAAGGGACUUCAAUAAAAAUCAGUAGAUUGUUAGAGUUCCACCCUUUGUACCAACAAAUUUAGACCCAUCCCUGAUAACUACAGGCACUUGAUCCAGGUGCAAAUAGACCAAUGUGGGAGGUGUGAAUGAACACAGGAAUGUAUAUUAGUUUCUGCUAACCCUUAGUGAGUUGCCUUUUGUGUAUCUUAGGUGGAAUUAAAUAAAGGAUAUAUCCAAGAUCUAUUUGAAGACAAAUUAUGAAAACUUUUAGAAGUAUAUCUUAAGCAGUAUUUUCUUAUGUAGUGCCAAAAGUUUUCCAACAGCAGGUUUGCCUUUAUUAGAAUGUAUUCUCACCAAAUGUUUUAAUUAUUUGCCUUCCAUUGUAUUCAGGGAAGGAUAGGUUCCACAAAUACUUCUUCAUAGAGCAUUUUUACUUGAUUGUAUUAUAAUAAAGUAUAUAUUAGAAUAUUAUUUUGCUUCUUGACCCUUCCACAGCUUAGGUUAAAGAGAUUUUAUUGUAUCUAGCAAAUUGAAGAAAAUGUUUAAGAACUUCUUCAUGCAAUGAAUGUGGUUAAUCUGUCAGGUAACCUUAAAAAGAUAUUUUUGUGUAUAUAUUUGGGCAAAUAAAUCAUCUGAAGAUCACUUGUGAGUAUGAUUACUGUGUUGUGAGUGUAGCGGAGCCAAAGAGCAGUUAUGAAACAACCUGACACUGAUGGACGCUCUGAUGAUGCAUCUUAUUCUACAUUAAAAAAAUUUUACCCCCCAAAUGGCUUUAUCAUUCACAUUCAUCGAUAAGUCCCUGUUUAACAGUAUAUCUGUUAUCUCUCAAUAUUUUAUUGUGCCACACUUUUACAUAAAAUUUAUUUUGGUUUGGACUUACUUCCUUGCAUGAAAUUAACUCCUGACUGAUACUCAUGAAGUACAGGUAUUGGACCUAUUAUCCAGAAUGCUUGGGACCUGGGGGUUUUCCUUAAUUUGGAUCUCCAUACCCUACUAAGAAAUAGUUUAAACAUUAAGUAAACCCAUAUAUCUUAGUUGGGAUCAAUACAAGGUACUGCUUUAUUAUCACAGAGAAAAAAAAAUAAUUUCAAAGUUAGAAUUAUUUGCUUAUAAUGGAUUCUAUGGGAGAUAGGCUUUCUGUAAUUCGGAACUUUCUGGAUAACAGGUUUCUAGAUAACAGAUCCAAUACCUGUACAAAAUAUGUAGAAUACACAUAAGAAAAUAAUAGCUACGUGAAUUUUCUUCUAAUUAUGUUUAGGUAGUUGUUUUAGUUUUUAAUAACAGCUUUUCUAAAUUUAAAGGGGACGUAUAGCGCCAUUUUUACUGUUCUCAUGUUCAGCCUUCCCCUUUUAAAGGCCAGUUAUUCCAACUCACAUAUACAAAAAGAAAAUUAUAUAAUUUAAAAAGAAAAAUCCUUGGUUUUGUUGAAGAUAAUGUUGUUUUAGCAUAUCACUUUGGAUUUGCAUUACAUUCAAUAGCAUUUUAUCUACUCAGUGCUAAGACCCAUGUUUACAAGUUAAGAAUUGUAUACUUGACCAGAAAAUGGGACAAAAGCAAACUGAACAAAGUGACCAACCGCAUCUCCAUCCAAAUCUGAUAUAAAAAUGUGGUGAUUUUUUGCAAUUGCACUGUAAUGAAUUGGUUUGGAUUCUAUUUUAUUAUUUAUUUUUAUGUUUAUAGUGCAUGACAAUAUAUCUGCUAAUGCUUACUGGACACCAAUAUAUAUAUAUAUUACACAUUUGACAAAAUGUUACAUUUGUUGUUCAGUUAUUAUUGUAAGAAACAAAAACAUGGCAAAACGGUUUUAAGAUAAUGUUACCUUUCAAUGUAUCCUGUGCUGAAUUGUGCCUAUGAAUAUUCUUCAAGUUCCAGGGACCUGUUGAAUGAUCAGGUCUUGAAGAUUCUAUUUUUUGUUGUCUUGCUGCUGAAUACUCCAUUGGUAACUCUUUUCUGGGUCAUUCCAGUUGCAUGCAUUAGAAAUGCAACUUGACUGUGUGACAGUAAACAGAAUUUCUUUGUAAAAAACUUGAAUGAAUUAAUGAAUUUUCCCCUUCACGAAAAUGUAUAUUCUAAUGACAAGAAAAGUCAUGAUUAUUCCACAUUUUUAGGUUGGUAAUUUAUUUAAUUGCAUCUGUACAUUUUGUUCUGAAGUGGAUGUUUUUGAGACAAAAUAGAUUACUAUUUUCUCUAAUUUUCCAUAAUAUAUUGUAAUAAAUCAUUCUUUUUUUCAUGCA
Molecule: messenger RNA, 11533 nt
Organism: Xenopus tropicalis (tropical clawed frog)
Lineage: Eukaryota; Metazoa; Chordata; Amphibia; Anura; Pipidae
Gene: cep170b
Product: centrosomal protein 170B
Exons: 21
Coding region: 248-5188 (1646 amino acids)
Cellular component (GO): cytoskeleton
Source: RefSeq, a predicted model, not a curated record